CGCACCCCCCUCCCCCUCCACCUCCCGGCGUGGUGGGCGUGGGCGUGUCGGGGCGGCUGCAUGGCUCCUCAGCGGCGCGCCGGGCCCAGGGCCCCCGACGGCGGCGCCCCGGCGGCGGAACGGCGGCGCCCCCCCAGUGUCAAGAAGGGCCGACUCCAGGAGGAGUCCCUGCGGCAGAAGUGGCUAAAAGCGGCGUUCCUGGGGUCCUCGGCCAUCCUCGGCGGGCUCCUGCUCUGGAGCUGCGUGAGUGGGGAUGACGGCGUGACCGAGGUCCUGGCCCAGCAGAGCGAAGUGCUGCAGGACCGGUUCGUCGAGGUGCCCUGUUCCGAGGACUAUGACAGCCACAAGAGAUUUGAAGGGUGCACGCCCAGGAGGUGUGGCCGAGGUGUGACCGACACCGUGAUCACGCGGGAGGAAGCAGAACGAAUCCGCCGCAUAGCCGAGCGAGGGCUGGCCCUGGGAGGAUCCGAUGGAGGGGCUUCGAUCUUGGACCUGCACUCCGGAGCUCUGUCGGUGGGGAAACAUUUUGUCAACCUGUACAGAUACUUCGGGGAUAAAAUCCAGGAGAUCUUCUCCGAAGAGGAUUUCCAAAUUUACCGGGAGGCACGGCAGAAAAUCCAGCAUACAAUUGCGGCAUUCGGGCUCCGCCCUUCUUCCAUGUACCUGACCAAACCGACGUUUUUCUCCCGCAUCAACAACACCGAGGCCAAGACCACGCAUGACGAGUACUGGCACCCGCACAUCGACAAGGUGCCAGGGUAUGGUGACCUACGUUCCUUUGACUACACAUCGCUGCUGUACCUUUCGGACUAACCGGAGGAUUUUGGCGGAGGGCGGUUUGUCUUCAUGGACGAAGGUGCCAACAGGACAGUGGAGCCACGAGCAGGACGUAUUUCUUUCUUCACCUCGGGCUCGGAGAACCUCCACCGUGUGGAGAAGGUCCGCUGGGCACCGCUUCGCCAUCACAUCUCUUUCACCUGCAACCCGGAUCAUGGCAUCGGUGACCCCGCCUUCACCUGAUGACCGCGGCCAAGCUGGCGCAGGGGAGAGCGCGGUGGCGGGACACCGAAUCUCGACUAAGCCCCGGGCACCGCCACCGCAGAGACCCACCUCCAGGUACCUCGUUGUACUGGACAGGUUCCUCCCUCCCUCCCUCCCUCCUUCCCUCACCUCACCCAUCGCUGAGUGCCUUAGAGGCCCACGAGGGCAGGGGCUUGUCUCCUCAUGGCUGAACUAGUGAGGACCCAAGCUAGUCUUCCUCCUUAUCUCUGGCUGGCAGAGGGACAGGGGAAGGGGGGCCAGGACCGGCCCCCGAGCAGGGAGCAUUUUUAGCGUCGUGUCACCCAGGCUUCCUGCAAGUCGGGGUUCCGCUCCCUCUUCGAGGACCAUCUUCCCUGCUCAGUUCAGUCCAGCACGAGCCCCGUGGUGGUUCAGCCUUGAAAUCACCGAUCUCCAACGCUGUGAGUCCUUGGGGGUGCCAUCCCCCUCCCCUCACCAGCCCAGCCCCGUCCCUAGACCACCCUGAUGUGUUUCCCUGAUCUCCCUGUGCCGGAUGGGUUGUUUCUAAAAAGCAUCCAUCCCCUUUCCCCCAAUUCCCUGCUUCCGGCUCCCUGCACUCCCCCUCCAGCCGAGCCGGAUUUUGAAGGAGAGUGUGUGAAUCAGUUUAGCAGACCACCGCCUGCGAUCAGCUCGGAAACUCUUUUCUGCCUCAGUUUCCCCUCUGAACGUAAAUUGCCUCCAACCCCCUGAAGAAUGCCAGUGUUGCGGCUGGAGCCAAGCAGAGUCACGUUUCCAGUGGCAGGGAGUUUGGCUUAAAUCCUGCUGGAGCCUGAGGGGAAAAACAUCAGCAGGAGAGGUGGAGAAGAGAGGGGAGGCAGAGAAGGAGGAGGGAGAGGCAGAGAGGUUGUGUCUUGGUCUGAGGUCAGCGAGGCCUAGGAGUGCCGGCUGCCUACGCACCAACCUGCUGAUGUGUUCCCCGGCCCCUUCCUCUCCCCCAGCCCUCAUCUCGAUCCCGGGACUGCUAAACCUGGAGGCCACUAUCUGCUGGGGUCACCCUCUAGGAGGGGAGUUAAUGGGAGAGGCAGAAGAAGGGUCGGGGGGAAGGGGUAAAGGACAGGUGACCAAAGUGAGGGAAAUUUGUUUCCAAGAGAAACUGAAAGGGGCCCCUCCGUGCCCUUUCGUCGGCUCCGUCCAGCGGCCCGGGGCCUCUCGUCCACCGGCCUGCCACCCGCCACAGCCGUCGUCUCCUCGGAGAGGAAAGGGCCCGGGUGCAGCAUUGCCCUGCCCCCAUGGCCCUCACUCUGGCCUUAGGGACUUGGAGGCCCGUUCCCCUGAUGAGGUCACCUGUUCCCUUCCUUUGGAAGUAGGACCAUCGUCGCUCAUCUGCUAUCUCUCAGAAAAGGAAUAAACAUUAUGAGAAACUGUGA
This is a messenger RNA of Ornithorhynchus anatinus (platypus), 2426 nucleotides long. It is a transcript of the gene OGFOD3, whose product is annotated as 2-oxoglutarate and iron dependent oxygenase domain containing 3. Gene Ontology annotation, molecular function: iron ion binding; oxidoreductase activity, acting on paired donors, with incorporation or reduction of molecular oxygen; L-ascorbic acid binding. The record is from RefSeq and is a predicted model, not a curated record. NCBI's taxonomy places the organism in Eukaryota, Metazoa, Chordata, Mammalia, Monotremata, Ornithorhynchidae. Gene Ontology annotation, cellular component: membrane.